AUUUAGUGUUUUUUAUUUUUACAACAGAUACCAAUUUCAUAUUAGUGAUUACUUAAAUUUAUAUUUGACGCAGCAAAUUGUUUAAAAAUCGUUUCAAUUAUAUAUAUAUAUAUAUUUGAAUAAACAUUUUCCGUAAUGACCAUUUGUCGACAGUAGUCGUUGAUCGAUUAAAUCGUAAAAUUAGAUUGUUCCUGUUUAUCCGAUAAUUAAAUAAUCAUUCAAAAUUAUUUCGUUAUCAAGAAUAAAACAAUUUUUAUUACCACUAGCCUUGUUUUUGGCAGCGGUAUAUAUUUAUGAAAUGGCUAACUUUGGAAGAUUUAAAACAAAAAACAACCUAUAUUUAAUGUAUCAUUUAAAACGAUCAGGUUUUAUUAAAACACAACGUGUUUAUGAUGCCAUGUAUGCUGUUGAUAGAAAAUAUUUUAUAGAUUUACCUUUUUCAUAUAUUGAUGCACCACAACUAAUUGGAUAUGGUGCAACAAUAAGUGCACCUCAUAUGCAUGCACAUGUCUUGGAAUUACUACAAGACAGAUUACGUGAUGGUGGAAGAGCAUUAGAUGUUGGUUCUGGAUCUGGUUAUUUAACAACUUGCUUGGCAUACAUGUUAGGACCUCAUGGAACUACGAUAGGAAUUGAACAUAUUCCAGAACUUCAAGAAAAAGCUAAAUCAAAUAUAGAAAAAUGUUAUCCCAAUUUUCUAACUUAUGGACGUAUUGAAUUAAUUGUUGGAGAUGGAAGAUUAGGAUAUUUACCAAAAGCACCUUAUGAUGUUAUUCAUGUUGGAGCAGCAGCAAAGGAAGUACCUCAACCUUUAGUCGAUCAAUUAGCUUUUGGAGGAAGAUUGAUAAUUCCAGUAGGCGCAGAUUCUUCAAAUCAAACAUUAAUUCAAAUUGACAAAACAAUGGAUGGAGAAAUUGAAAGGAAGUCAUUAAUGGGUGUAGUAUUUAUACCACUUACCGAUAAAGAUUAUCAAUUGAAAUCAUUAGGGUUGUGUAGUCUCCAAUAAGUGAGCAUCAUUUUGUUAUUUAUGAUUAUAAAUAUUCAUCAUAUUGUUUUGUAAUUAAUUUGUCAUGAAAAAAAAAAA
Messenger RNA from Polistes dominula (European paper wasp), 1084 nucleotides. Its product is annotated as protein-L-isoaspartate(D-aspartate) O-methyltransferase. Gene Ontology annotation, cellular component: cytoplasm. Gene Ontology annotation, molecular function: protein-L-isoaspartate (D-aspartate) O-methyltransferase activity. Gene Ontology annotation, biological process: protein modification process. The record is from RefSeq and is a predicted model, not a curated record. NCBI's taxonomy places the organism in Eukaryota, Metazoa, Arthropoda, Insecta, Hymenoptera, Vespidae.